GUUUCAUCGUCUCUGCCAUAGGCUAUUAUACACCUCUCAUGCUACUUGGGUCAACAAUGAUGGCUAUUGGAUUCGGGUUCCUAACAAGCUUCACACCAAGAACCAUAUAUUCUGCCUGGAUUGGCUGGCAGGUCAUGCUUAGUAUCGGCAUCGGCCUAGCGUUCCCCCAACCCUGGUCGGCGACUCAGACGGCGCUUGACGCGAAGGAUAUCCCCGUUGGUAUGGCGGCGGUUGGCUUCUCUAUUAGCAUUGGUGCCGCAAUUUCCAUUUCUGUGUCGCAAAAUAUUUUCACAAACCUCCUUCGAGAGGGUUUAUCUAGUGUCCCCAGUCUAGACGUUGACGAUGUCAUAGAGCAGGGAGCGACGGGUUUUCUGAAGAAUGUACCUGCAUCAGAGAACGAACGGGUAAUUGAUAUCUACAACUCUGCAGUCACAAGGGCUUUCUGGGCCGCCGUCGCUGCGGCCUGUGUGGGAUUGAUGGCUGCACUAUGUAUGAAGUGAGAUUCUGUGAAAGGAGCUAAGAAGAAGGGUAUAGUGAAGGAGUAAUUGAGAUAUGUUUAC
Aspergillus pseudotamarii is the source of this 560-nucleotide messenger RNA. RefSeq lists its product as uncharacterized. Gene Ontology annotation, molecular function: transmembrane transporter activity. Gene Ontology annotation, biological process: transmembrane transport. NCBI's taxonomy places the organism in Eukaryota, Fungi, Ascomycota, Eurotiomycetes, Eurotiales, Aspergillaceae. The transcript has a single exon. The record is from RefSeq and is a predicted model, not a curated record. Bases 39 to 500 code for a protein of 153 amino acids.